Parnassius mnemosyne (clouded apollo) is the source of this 1413-nucleotide messenger RNA. Lineage: Eukaryota; Metazoa; Arthropoda; Insecta; Lepidoptera; Papilionidae. The record is from the annotation of a GenBank genome assembly.
AUGUUCUCUAUUGCAGUACCUUCAUCGACAUCAUCAUCAUCAUCAGAAAUUAAUAGUGAUGAGCAGACCACUGAGCCAGCAACAACAGCUUCAGCCACUCAUCAAUCUACACCUGCCUCUGAAAAAGAAAUGACCUAUUCAAGCAAGCCAGAAAAAAUGUUGAUGGAGCCGGGCGUUAACCAAGUUCUUAUAGACCACUUAAAAAAAGAAGUUGAGCAGUUGACCGAAAACGAAAAAUAUUGCGCCCUGUUGUUUGAUGAAAUGACUGUAGAAAGACAUGUAGAUUACGAUCCCGUUGCAGAUAUAAUAGACGGUUUUGAAGAUUUAGGUGACUAUGGUGGCCGAUCUCGAGGUAUCGCCGACCACGUUCUUGUAUUUAUGCUGCAAGGUAUCUAUAAGAACAUUGAAGAGCCUAUAGCUUACUAUUUCACUUGUGGGCCGAUUUCAUCAGAACAUUUAGCUAAUUUAAUAAAUGUCAUUAUUAAAACUGUUCAUUCAAUUGGAUAUCAAGUUAUCACUACAGUUUGUGAUCACAGUGUCCGAAAUGUAGGUGCAUUAAAAUUACUUAAAAAGAGAAGUGACCUUCCUCCAAAUCAAAAUUAUUUUUUGCUUAACCAAGAUAAAAUAUAUAUCGUUUACGACGUACCGCAUCUUUUUAAAUCCAUCAGGAACAACUUCCUCAAGACUGGAGUUAUGAUGUUGAGUAACAAAAGAGCUCAGUGGUAUCAUUUAGUUCAGGUCGAACAAAGAAAUCGAAUCAAACGUCUGGGGUAUACAAAAAUAACAAAAAUGCACAUUGCUCCUAACAAUCAAGCUAAAAUGAGGGUAGAAAUAGCCGCUCAAAUUCUGAGCAACACGGCAGCUGGUAUUUUAAAAAUGAUAUCUGAGGAUGUUGAAGAAGAACAAGGAAAUGCUUUAUUACAGACUGCUGAAGUUAUUAAAGAACUUGAUCAACUGUUUGACUGUACCAACGGACCGGGUGAAAAUGAUGUGGACAAAGAUAUAAGGUCACAUGUUCACAGAAACAGUUCCCACCACCAACUUUGGCCAAAGUACAAAGAAAUACUAAAUACCGUAGUCUUUUCAGAACUUGACCAUGAUGUAAAAUUAAAAUUUCGAUGUAUUAACAGCUACAUUAUUACAUUAAAAUCCUUAGAAUGUAUCUGGGAGUAUGUUGCCUCAAAAGGAUGUGACUAUCUUAAUUUGAGACGACUGAAUCUAGACGCGCUUGAAAACUUAUUUGAAAUGAUAAGACAACAUAAUCCAACAGAGGGAAAUCAAACAUGUCAUAAAUUCAAGAAAGCAUUAAAAUCCAUAGUAAUGACUCGUCUCGGCAUUCCGUUUAGUGAAGAGCCCGAUGAAAUGGACGAAUUAUUAUCUGAUUUUGAAGAUUAUAUGCGUUCAUUUCGAUAA